GUACAGUCCAGUCCACAUCUUCUUCAGCCUGCAGCCCCGUCCACUGCUACCAGGUAAGUAUACAUGUCGAAUUAAGCACACUCUGUACUCUACUUAGGAUGGACGAGGCAAUCAUGGAACACAACGUAUUGGAGCGUAUAUUUGACGGAAGCAUCAGACCGACAGAUCUAAAGUUGUCAGCUCUAGAGAGCAUCACCAGAAAUUUCUCAGAAGAGCGAAUAGUUGGUAUGGGCGGAUUUGGAACCGUUUACAAGGGUGUCCUUCGAAAUGGACAAGUUGCUGUGAAGAGGAUAAAGAACAAUCAUACAAUAGAUGAGAAAGUAUUUCAACGCGAGGUUAACAGUUUAUUUCAUGUCAGCCAUAAGAAUAUAGUUCGGUUUCUUGGCUUCUGUUCUCACACAGAACAUAAAGCAAUCGAAAAUGAAGGAUCAAGAGCUUACAUUUACGCCGAGAAUAGAGAAAGAAUACUCUGUUUUGAGUACAUCAACAACGGAAGUCUUGAAAAUUAUAUUACAGAUGAAUUAAGAGGGCUUCAAUGGGACACUCGCUACUUCAUAAUAAAGGGAAUAUGCGACGGUCUGCAGUAUCUUCAUGUGGAAAAACAAAUUAUUCAUAUGGAUCUGAAGCCAGCAAACAUACUAAUAGAUCAUAAUAUGGUAGCCAAAAUAACUGAUUUUGGCUUAUCAAGAAUGGAGGAAAAUGCACAAACCAAAAGUACAACCCGUGUUUCAUCACCAGGAUACACCGCUCCAGAAUACAUAGACAAAGGCAAAAUGUCAGUCAAGUAUGAUGUGUAUAGCUUGGGAAUCAUAAUAAUCGAACUGGUGACAGGACAUAGGAGUAUUCCCGAUAGUAAUAAUGUACGUAGAAGAUGGAGGCACAGAUUGCAUAAAUCAGGGAAAGAAACUCUAUUCAGAUGCCAACAGAUAGAGAAACUCAUCGAGAUCGGGCUACUCUGCCAACAAGAUGAUCCCUAUAAGAGGCCUUUUAUAUCAGAUAUAAUACGUGUUAUUAAUGAACUGGAAAGCACAGAUAGUAAAAUCAGCAAUACAAAUGAAAAAAGUAGAAUCAGCAAUCCGAACGAAUCUACGAUAGGGCAGAUAAGCCCCUACUUGGAGGAUGACAUGCUUGGGAUUGAGCCGCUCGAGUUAUGCUUUCCUUUUGAGCUCAAUAGUCAGAUAUCAUGCUCACUUAAGCUAACCAAUGAGACAAAUGAUUUUAUUGCAUUCAACGUCGAAACGACAAGCCCCCUGCCAUACUGUAUACAACCAAAUAAAGGCUUUGUGGCUCCACGAUCGAAGUUUGGUGUCAACAUAACAUUGCAACCACUAGACAAGGCACCACAAGACAAGUACACUGGUGAUUUCAUUGUGCGGAGCACCAGAGUGAAUGAGAAUCUUGAUGACAUAACUGAAGAUAUAUUCAAAAGAGAGGAGGGUAAAUUGGUGGAUGAGGUGAAUCUGACGAUUACAUAUAAGGCCGAGGAACCCCAAGUGGAUGUGCCACUUGGGUCGCCUAUAAUUUCAGAUACAGGAAUUUUGCACGGUCCACACGUAUCCACAGUGCUGUCAACCGAGGCAGAAUCCAAGAUAAGUGCAUCUAGCUCAGAUGAGGUGAUCCAGUUUGAUCCCCCCGAGCUCUGCUUUCCGUUGGUGCCAGAUAAAAAGGUGUUAUCCUCAGUUAAAAUAAUCAACAUUACAGAUCUGUAUGUCAGUAUAGCCUGGUCUUCACCAGAAGAAAACUCCGCAAUGUACGCCGUAACCAGUUCCUUAUUGAUCAUGCCUCCACGGUCCACACGAUGGCUCACAGUAACAAGAGAAGAAAAGGAAGAUGCAGUAAAAGACAUGCAGUUCAAUGACCAAGUCUUUGUGUGGUACACAAUGGUGGCCGAAGAUAUCAAAGUCUCCGACCUUGAUUCGGAGGAUUACAAGGAAUAUAAGAAGUUGCCUGUCGUUCUAACAAAGAUAAAAGACUCUUGUACUACCUCCACAGAACUGAUCCAGUUUGAUCCACCGGAGCUAGGCUUCCCUUGCCUCAACAAGACUUCACUCUCCUCGCUUAAUAUGGUCAACAUUACAGAUUGCUACGUUGGUUUCAAUAGUUGGAGCUUCAUGGGAAUUGAUGCCUGGUACACAGAGCCAUGUCGAGGGAUUCUGCCACCACGGUCCACUCAGAGAAUGCUUGUACAAUGUGUACCCAAGGAAAAUGAAGCAGAAGAAGACAUGCAGUGCAAAAAAAGCAUAUUCCUGUGGAACAUGAUUGUGGCUCAAGGUGUCGAAUCCAGCUGCUUGAUAGAUCAACUCAGUGACGAAGACAGUAAGGAGCUGCCCGUCAUUUUUAACAACAAAAUAAGCAGCCCAUUUACCUCAGCCUCAGGAGACAAGCUGAUCCGGUUGGACCAUCCUGCAGGUCUUGCCUUUCCGCAAAACAAGACAGGCUUGUCCUCAAUUAACAUUGUCAACGUUACCAAUUACUAUGUUGGUUUUCGUCUAUUUAGUAAGCCUGGAAAAGAUGCGGCUGUGACCUACCAUAUGUUUACUGAGAUAGGAAUUUUGGCACCACGGUCUGAUCAAAGACUCGCCGUAGCAAGGCUAACAAAUGAAAAGGAAACACAAGAUACAACAUACAAUGACGACAAGCUCUUUAUAUGGAAUUCCAUUGUCAGCGAAGGCAUCAAAGUCAGCGACCUUGAUGGUUACAUAUCUCUCCAGAUAGAGCAGAGUAUCGAGUUGCCCUUGAUUUUUGAUAAGAUAACUUCAUCUACAUCAGUUGAGGUGAUCAAGUUUGAACCCCCCCAAGUCUGUUUCCCCUUCCUGCCGAGUAAACGUCUGUUAUCUUCAAUUAAGAUAGUCAACAUUACAGAUUAUCACAUUGGUUUCAAUACGCAAGUGGACGAAACCAAUGUGGCGUUGUACAUCACGGAGCCACCGUGUGGAAUCCUGCCACCAGGGUCCACACGAGAACUGGUGGUAACAAGGGUCGCCAAGGAAGAUGCACCGGAACUGGAAGACAUGCAGUGCAAAGAUAAAUACUUUGUGUGGAGCUGCGUUGUGACUCAAGAUGUCAACGUCAGCGACCUCAUACGAUAUAUGCCCGAAAAGGAGAGAAAAGAGUUGCCCAUAGUUUUUAUGGAGACAAGCUCAAACGAGUUGAUUCAGUUUGAUCCUCCCGAGCUCAGCUUUCCCCUGUUGCCAAACCAGAGAGUCUUGUCGUCAACUAAGAUAGUCAAUAUUACAGAUCAGUAUAUCAGUUUCAGAGUAUGCACCAAGAAAAGCAAUUCAGCAAGGUACAACGCAAAUCCAUCGGAAGGAAUUUUGCCACCACUGUCCACGCAAGUAAUCCUGGUAACAAGGAUAGCAGAGGAAAAGGAACUAGAAGGCACUCAGUGCAACGGCAAGUUUUUGGUGUGGAACGGCAUUGUGACUGAAGAUGCGAAAGCCAGCGAUGUUAUUGAUAACAUGUCCGAGACAAAGUGUACCGGUUUCCUCAUUCUUCUUAAACAGCAGACAAGUUCAUCUAUCUCAGAGGAGUUGAUCCAAUUUGAUCCACCAGAACUUCACUUUCCCAUUUUGCCAAACAAGAAGGUGUUGUCCUCAAUUAAGAUAGUGAACCUUACGGAUUACAAUGUUGGUUUCAAUACAUAUAACAGGCCAACAAGUGUGGCAUGGUACCACACAGAGCCACCGAGAGGAAUCCUACCACCACGAUCCACACAAAAACUUAUGGUAACAAGAGAAGAAAAGGAAGAUGCAUUAAAAUAUAAGCAGUUAAAUGAAAAGUACUCUGUGUGGACAGGCAUUGUAUCUGAAUGUGUCAAAGACAGCGAGCUUAGUGAUUGCAUGGCUGAACAAGAGAGCAAAGAGUUGCCCAUUGUUCUUGACAAGAUAAGCUCGUUAACCUCCUCAGAUGAGCUGAUCCAGUUGGAUCCCGCCGAGCUCUGCAUGCCCCACUGGCCAAACAAGGAAAUCAAGUUCAUGGUAAAUGUAGUUAACACUACAGAUUUCUACGUUGCUUUCAAUGUAUAUAUCAUCCGCAGGAAUGCAGCGCGGGACAAGAUACCUGCAGCUGGUGAAUUGAAAGGAAUCCUGCCACCACGAUCCACUAAAAUAGGAAGACUAAAUUGGAGAAUUGAUGAGACGGAGGAGCCCGUAGAAGAUUACUUUGUGUGGAGCCGUGUUGUGACUGAAGGUGUCAAAAGCAUAGACAUCACUGGUUACAUGGUUGAGGAAGAGAGUAAGCAACUGCCCUUUAUUGUUAAUAAUAAGGCAAGCCUAAGUACCUCAAAGGAGCUGAUCCAGUUUGAGCCGCCUGAGCUCAGCCUCCCCUUGAUGAUGAUGCCAAACAAGCCGUUGGUGUUUUCAGUUAAUAUAGUCAACAGUACAGACUACUAUGUAGGUUUUGAUGGAUAUAACCUAAAAACAAAUGUGGCCUGGUACUUCACACAACCCACGGGUGGAAUUAUGCCACCACGGUCCACUCAAAGACUCGUUGUAAAAAGGGUACCAAAGAAAAAGGAGGAGCUUCUUAGUGAGUGCCAAGACGAUAAGUUCCUUGUAUGGAGCUGCUUAGUGAGUGAUGGUGCCAAAGCCAAAGCUAGCGACCUUGAUCUUGCUGGUUAUGGUAAAUACAAAGGGAGUAAGGAGUUGCCGAUUGUUUAUACUAACAAGACAAGCAGCUUAUGCACCUCUGACGAGUUGAUUCAGUUUGAUCCUCCACAGCUCCCCUUCACCUUCCUUCCCAACAUGAGGGUGUCCAUGUUGCGCUUGCUUAAAAUAGUCAAUGUUACUGACCACAUUGUCGGUUUCAGCGCAUGGCCUCAUGAAGAAAAUUCUGCGUCCUACACAAUCGAACCGGAUGCAGGGAUCCUGCAACCACAGUCCACGCAAGCAAUCAAGGUAAGAAGGACCCCAAGGAAAAAGGACACGGAAGACAUACAGUGCAAAGACAGGAUUUUUGUGUGGAAUGGAAUUGUGACUCAAGGUGUCCAAGUUAGCGAUGUCGGUACGUACUGGAAGAAUGAAGAUAAAGAGUUGCCCAUUGUUCUAACAAAGCCUGGAGAAAGCAGUUCAAGGUAGGACUGGCAUGGUCGAAUCUCUUGGACGUAAAGGUUUGUAAAGGCCCAUCAUGGGUUUGUAACACAACAUAAAUCCUGGAUAUUGACAUGGCAAAAUCGAUAUAUCUACUGUAAAAGAAAUAGCCGGCAAUGAGCUUGAGGACGAGGGACGUUUGCUCGUCAUGGAUGGAAUCAUUUAAUUAUUAUAAAUAGAAAUUUGAUACAAUAAUCUCAGAUUGUUUCUGUAGCUUGAAAUUCCUCUGUUUCUGGUAAUUUGUGCGAACCGACAUAACUUGUAGUUUGUGCGUUGGCAUGUUCACCCAUGCCCUCACGUCAUUUGUACUACUCAUUCAGGUGGAUUCACACUAUCAUGCGAUUUGCUCAACUAUUUAUCAAGUUAAGUAAAUUCUACUCCA
Aegilops tauschii subsp. strangulata is the source of this 5469-nucleotide messenger RNA. RefSeq lists its product as uncharacterized. The record is from RefSeq and is a predicted model, not a curated record. Lineage: Eukaryota; Viridiplantae; Streptophyta; Magnoliopsida; Poales; Poaceae. Gene Ontology annotation, molecular function: protein kinase activity; ATP binding. Gene Ontology annotation, biological process: protein phosphorylation.